Molecule: messenger RNA, 2865 nt
Organism: Melampsora larici-populina 98AG31
Lineage: Eukaryota; Fungi; Basidiomycota; Pucciniomycetes; Pucciniales; Melampsoraceae
Gene: MellpRad16
Product: DNA repair protein rad16
Exons: 15
Coding region: 1-2865 (954 amino acids)
Biological process (GO): double-strand break repair via homologous recombination; nucleotide-excision repair involved in interstrand cross-link repair; resolution of meiotic recombination intermediates
Cellular component (GO): nucleotide-excision repair factor 1 complex
Molecular function (GO): single-stranded DNA endonuclease activity; damaged DNA binding; single-stranded DNA binding
Source: RefSeq, a predicted model, not a curated record
AUGACGGCUUUAAAACUUUUACCAUUUCAAGAAUCAGUUUUAUCCGAUCUGAAGCAAGAAGAUGCAUUGAUUGUCCUUGCAAGAGGAUUAGGAGCUCGAUCGAUAAUUGGAAACUUUUUAAAAACUUAUACAAAAAGUAAUCCUAAACCAGUAAUAGUGGUAAAUGCAACUUUAGAAGAAGAAUCAGGUUUAAAAGAUGAUCUUGGAAUGCAAUUGGUUUCUAUAGGUCAUGAAAUGGGUUCAAAGGAAAGGGAACGCGUGUAUCAGAGAGGUGGAGUGUUAUCGAUCACUUCAAGAAUCUUGAUUGUGGAUCUACUCUGUCGCAAGAUCGAUAUCGAACGUAUCAGUGGCUUAGUCAUCCUUCACGCCGAACUUGUUACGCCGACUUCGAUUGAAGCUUUUAUUGUUCGAGUCUUUAGACGCUCUAACACAACUGGUUUUCUCAAAGCAUUUUCUGAAGAACCCGAACAUUUUACCUUCGGACUCUCGCCGCUUCAAACAGUCUUAACUCAAUUACGUCUUCGUACAGUAAUGAUAUGGCCUAGGUUUCACGCCUCUGUCAGAAAAGACUUGGAGGCUCGCAAGCCUAAAGUAAUUGAACUACACCAAGCCUUGAGUCCUGCAAUGAAUGAUAUCCAAACUUCGAUCAUUGAAUGUAUGGAUGCAAGUUUAAAUCAAAUCCGUAGGGCCAACACGAACCUUGAAGUGGAUGAUCUUACGGUGGACAAUGCUCUCUUCCGUUCAUUUGAUAUGAUCAUCAGAGCUCAGCUCGAUCCCAUUUGGCAUCGAGUCAGUCCUCAAACUCGACAAUUAGUAGGCGAUCUCACAACACUACGAAAACUACUCGGAUAUCUCCUCAGCUUCGAUUGUGUAACUUUUUAUCAGUUUUUGGAAACUAUUCUAGCCGCCAAUUCUUCAACGACUACUGGUGUGACUGCACAAAACCAGAGCCCUUGGCUUUUCACAAGUGCAGCCGACACGAUCUUUUCAGUAGCUAAACGAAGGUUAUAUGAAAAUAUCGAAAAGUCAAAGAACUCUACUAAUGAGGCGCAGUGGGAUUGGAAUUGGUUACCUAAAGGAACUCAACCUGUGUUAGAAGAGCAGCCUAAAUGGCUUUUAUUAGGUGAAGUAUUGAAGGAGAUUGAAGUUAGCCUUGAAUCUGACGAACUUUCAAAAACUGAAAACCUCAACUCAGGAAAGGUAGUUUUGAUAAUGUGCUCAUCAUCAUCAAUUUGUGCAAUGUUGAAUGAAUAUUUAACGACUCAAGAUGAAGAAUUAGAUGAAGUAUAUAAACUUAAACCAAUGAUGAGACGUAGAUUAAAGCAUUAUUUUUUAUGGAAAGGUUCACUUGGAAAGAUGACACGAAAUUUAAAUCAAAAAUCUGGAAAUUUAAAUCCAAUUAGAUCAAUUCAACCUUCUAAUUUUGCAUCUAAAACUGGAUCUACAACUGGAUCUUCUGAUCAAAAUCUUAGUGAAGCACUUAAACGGAAAGCUGACUAUAGGAACAGUGGAGCUGGUUUGAAUAAACGACGUAGAGUUAGAGGUGGUGGUGCGGGUACUGGAUCUACAAAAAUGGAUUCAGUACUGAUCAAAGUUGCUUUCAAACACGAAAAAAGACUCGAUUCUAUGACGAGUGCAUCUGGUUUGAAACCGAUCGAGGAUGACACGACAAGUCAAGCGUUGAUAGUUGAAGACUUCAAUGAAGAUGACUUUUCGGCUUACUUUGAUUUAUUAUCAACGGAUGAUAUGGUGAUUAUCAGGACUUAUCUGGGUGAUGAAGAUGAUAGAGUCUUGGAAGAAUUACAUCCUCGGUACAUCGUAAUGUAUGAGCCUGAUGUGGCUUUUGUGAGAAGAGUGGAGUGUUAUCGAGCUUCAAACCCUGGAUUGAAUGUGAAAACUUACUUUAUGAUGUACAGCGAUUCGGUGGAAGAACAAAGAUAUUUAUCAAGUGUGAGAAGAGAGAAAGAAGCUUUUGAGCGACUUAUAAGGGAAAAUGCGACGAUGGUCGUACCUCUUCAAGCGGAAGUGAGACCAGGAGAAAGUACAGAGGAAGAAACUCUUCGUACUAUCUCAUCUCGACUUGGUGGAAAGGCGUUACAAAGUGGAUUACCUCAAGUGGUUGUAGACGUGCGAGAGUUUCGGUCAUCAUUACCUUCACUUUUACACGCUGCCAACUUUCUUGUAGAACCGACUACAUUGAUUGUUGGUGAUUAUAUUAUCUCACCUGAUAUGUGUGUUGAACGAAAAAGUAUCAGUGAUUUGAUCCAGAGUUUCAAUUCAGGAAGAUUAUAUCAACAAUGUGAAAUGAUGACUGCUCAUUAUAAGCAGCCAAUCCUAUUAAUUGAAUUCGAUCAGAAGAAAUCUUUCUCGCUUGACACGUAUAAAGACACUCGGGGAGCGGGUAGCAGUGCGACAAACUUAAAGGCACCCUCCGAUACAGAUUUACAAGCUAAACUGGUUCUUCUAACUCUUAGUUUUCCAAAACUUCGAUUGAUCUGGUCAUCAUCACCUCAGGCAACAGCGGAGAUCUUUCGAGAAAUCAAAUCAGGACAUCCAGAACCAGAUACCACCACAGCAAGUCUUAUAGGAUUAGAUGAAUAUUCAAAAGCAGAUAAAGCAGGAAACUUAGAGUUGAUAGAAGGUAGUAACAGUAAUAAUCGAAUUUUAUCAGAAGAAAUGAUUAGAAGUCUACCUGGAAUGAAUUUAAUUAAUUCAAAUAAGAUUUUAAGAUCUAAAAAGAAAAAAGUGAAUAAUUUAAGAGAAUUGUGUGGAUUAAGUGAAAGAGAAAUGAAAAAUUUAAUUGGAAUUGAAUCUGGUUCAAAACUUUAUAAAUUUGUUAAUGAAGAAGUUGAUGGGAAAUCAUAG